This is a messenger RNA of Xenia sp. Carnegie-2017, 2466 nucleotides long. RefSeq names its product RUN and FYVE domain-containing protein 2-like. Gene Ontology annotation, molecular function: metal ion binding. The transcript has 20 exons. Gene Ontology annotation, cellular component: cytoplasm. NCBI's taxonomy places the organism in Eukaryota, Metazoa, Cnidaria, Anthozoa, Malacalcyonacea, Xeniidae. Bases 47 to 1933 code for a protein of 628 amino acids. The record is from RefSeq and is a predicted model, not a curated record.
GUUUACUACGACUUACGUCACCUAUCAAAGUUACUGAAAUAGCAAAAUGGCAGGAGACGAAACACAAAAUAUUUCUGACAUUGUAGCAUCGAAAUUUGCCAGCAAUGCAUCUUCCUCUGGAUCACGUUGCAUGGCACAGGCGGCCAUAGAACGGGCAAACCUGCUGAACAUGUCUAAAUUGUGCAUCAAGAAUUUAAUCGAAAGUUCUUUGAAAUUAGGACGGACGUUGGGCGAAGAUCACGGACCUUUGCAACAAUUCUUUGUUAUAUUUGAGCAUGUUCUAAGGCAUGGCCUCAAAGUGAAAAGAAAUUUCCUUGGUAUUAGUAAAGAUUAUUGGGGUCCUCUAGAGUUUAUUGAAAAAAUUGAUAGAGAGGCGGCUGAAAUAACAGAAAGUGUCAGAAACCUUCCUGGAUUGAAGACAUCCUUGGGUCGAGGACGUGCAUGGCUUCGCCUUGCUAUGAUGCAGAAAAAAGUUGCAGAGUAUAUCAACAAUCUUCUUACUAGAAAAGACAUUUUAAGUGAAUGGUAUGAAUCAUCAGCAACACUGAUGGGUGAAGAAGGUGCUGUUAUUGGUGGUUUGCUUGUUAGUCUGAAUGUCAUUGAUUGUAAUAUUUGCAUCAAGGGAGGUGAUUUAGAUGUUCAGAGAAAUGUUAUUGAUUUGAGUUACUAUUUGAAAGAAGGCAACUAUUUGGAAAGACCAGAAGAGAAAAAUGAAAACAGCUCAGGCAACAUUGCUCCAGGCGUUGACAUGGAAUUAGUUUUGGAUCAAAAAGCCUAUCUUGAAGAAAUAAACAGAAAUCUAACCUCAACAGUGGCAGAUCUUCAAGCAAAGGUGAAAUAUUUAGAGGAACAGGAUAAAUCACAGAAAGAAGAGCUUGGUAAAGUGAAGCUUGAGUUGAAAACAGUUAUGUAUGAACGAGAUGAUUUAAGAAAUGGUAGCAGCAGCGUCGUCUUACAACAUAAACGACAACUUGAGAUUGUUCAAGCAGACAUUAAUGUUGAACGGGAAACUUAUGUAAAGUCAAGGGAAGGUUUAAAUGAAAUGUAUGAUGACGUCAAAAAACAAUUAGAUGUAGAAAAGAGCCUACGAAAGGAAGCAGAAAAUGAAUUGCAGCUUAUGAAAAAUAUGAAAAAUGAAAGUGAAAUUGCGAUGCAGUUGCUUGAGAAGGAUAUUCAUGAGAAACAAGACACAUUGAUAUCAUUGAGGAGACAAUUACACGAUAUAAAGAAGAUUAAUUUAGAUCUUCACACGAAAUGGCAGGAAAGUCAAAAGGAGAUUGUAAAUUACGUGGAAAAAUUGAAUGAUAUGGAAGAGAAAUGUCGUCGGACUACUUGCGAAUCUAAAGAAAUGGACUAUAGGUUUAACGAACUCAUGAAAGAAAAAAACAGCUUAGAAGAGACGAUGGAGCAAAUCAGUCAACAACUUGUGAUAUGUGAAAGCAAAAGAAAUGCUCUUGAAGUUGAUUUGAAAAUCGAGCGGGAUUGGAGGUCUGGGCUCCAGGAAGAGUUGACGCGAGUUAAUGAAAAUCUUUCUCAAAUGGAAGUUCGUGUCCGAGAAUAUGAAGAGUUAAAACAAAAAUACUUCUCCUUAGAAGAAACUCAUGAAGAUUUAAAAAAGGCAUUUUUUGAACAAGAAACAGCUUUAGUAGAGAUGGGAAAUACAUUAAGCAGUUCCCAUUUGAAAGUUGUUGAAAUGAAAGAAGCUCAUCAAAGCAUGAAGGAAAUGAAAUGGGCUGACGAUAAAGACGCAGAUUAUUGUCAGCUAUGUAAGCAAGUAUUUUCAAUAUCUAGAAGGAAGCACCAUUGUCGUAACUGUGGCGGCAUCUACUGCAAUUCAUGCUCCGAUAAUUUGAUGCCAUUGCCCUCGUCAGCGAAACCAGUCAGAGUUUGUGAUGUAUGCUACAAUAUGUUGUUACAACGUUAUCAGAGUUAAGGAAGGCUCACAUGUGGAUGGAUUAAAGGGAGGACCAAAUAUGGUCAUGCGGGUAUUAGGAUGACUUUAUAAGAAGACUAAAGAUGGUUACAUAAUUCCAGAAUUCAUGAUGGCAUCUGAUGCAAUUGUAAAUUUCAUUUUUUUCUCUCAACUGACUAUCUUAUACACCGGUCUUCUCUGAAACUUGAAAAUCUCUCUAUUUGCCAGGUUUAGGCAGUAAGUGAAGUUAUCAAAAGUAGCCUGCGAAAAGGCUACCCACGAUAACUGUAAGUCUUUUAGCCAAGACCAAGAAGGUUCUGCCUUACUUAUUUACCAUCGUAAAACUAUUCUUCUUCAGCUUAAAUUAAUUAGAUAAGUAUUCCAAAAAUUCUAUCAAAAUUAAUUUGUGAAUGUUGUCAAUUGUCAUAGGAAAGCGGGGGGGAGGUGUCUAAAAUACAUUCGUCAUAUUUCAUUGUAAAAAGUUAAAACUGUCGUGAUUAGUUAUUAUUAUUAUUUCAUGACAUAUUUAUAAUAAAAUAAAGUUAUCAAUCGAA